This is a messenger RNA of Fragaria vesca subsp. vesca, 651 nucleotides long. RefSeq lists its product as uncharacterized. Lineage: Eukaryota; Viridiplantae; Streptophyta; Magnoliopsida; Rosales; Rosaceae. Bases 79 to 651 code for a protein of 190 amino acids. The transcript has 6 exons. The record is from RefSeq and is a predicted model, not a curated record.
CGAAUUUGAAAACAGACGACAAUCGCAAAUUUCUCAUUGCGGGAAAUCAUCGUUCCAAUUUUGAGGCACAGACAACAUAUGUAUCCUAAGGUGAGAGUGAGGGUACAUCAACAAGAAAAUCAUAUUCUUUCACAAAAUGAUCACAGAAGAGUACCAGAAACAAAAGUCUCUGAUGAAUCUCCAUCUAUACCAGUGAAGGAGAUACAAGGAUGUUCUCUACCAUUGAAACCCAAAAUCAUGAAGGCUUCUGUGCCAAAGGUACCAGCAGGGCUAGGACAGUCACUUUCUUCAUCCAAAGAUAAGAGCAGACAUCUUGGGAAGCAGGAUGCAAAACCAGAUGUAAGAGCUUGUUCUUCAGUACCGCUGCGUCCUCGUGCAGUCUUAUCUAGUCCUGACAAUGAUGGGAUGAUUGGACUAGUAAACAAACUAUUUGAUAAAACACCUUCUGCUGUCAAGGUGCACAAGGAGAGGGUACUUGCUUCCCAAAGGCAACAGAGAAAGGCAUCCCCGAGUCCUAUGAGCAUGACCAAAGGCUCCAAUAGAGCAGUGUCCACCAAGACUGGUCUUGUGCAAAGUAAACUGCAAAAGAACAUGAAAGGAAAACAACAGCAAGCAAGUGCUCGAAUAGGGAAAUCAAGUUUCACUACUUGA